Molecule: messenger RNA, 844 nt
Organism: Homarus americanus (American lobster)
Lineage: Eukaryota; Metazoa; Arthropoda; Malacostraca; Decapoda; Nephropidae
Product: zinc finger CCCH domain-containing protein 11A-like
Molecular function (GO): metal ion binding
Source: RefSeq, a predicted model, not a curated record
AGUGUUUUACUCGAGGUGAGAAAAGCUGGACCUUGUUGGGCCACACCUGACCCCCGACAGGUGUGUUACACACCUUAUGUGCUACACCUGAUCCCCGACAGGUGUGUUACACACUGUUGUACCUUAUGGGCUACACCUGACCCCCGACAGAUUAGAAUGGGCGAGAAAACAGCCGUAUCUAAGAAUAAUGACUGUUACUUCUACUACUACUCCACCUGUUCUAAGGGUGCGUCAUGUCCGUUUCGCCAUGAGCCAGCAGCCUUGAACAACCAUGUGUAUAUAUUGGCUGCAAGGGAACUGUAACAAGACCAACUGUAUUUUUAGACACAUGGAGAUUACAAAACAACGGGACAGAAUUGCUUGCUGGUUCGAGAGUCAGCCAGGAGGCUGCAGGAAGCCUCACUGUCCUUUCCAGCACCAGAAUAUUCUGGACCAUCCCAGAGAGGAAGACUUUAAGAAGAAGCCCGACUUGAUCUUACCGGUGAAGAAGGAGGACACACCGGAACCGGAGAAGCCGGUGGUGUUGACCCUGGAGACAGAGGUGCUCCCUACACCCACAGUAGAGCAGGGGAGUGCACCCUCCCGUCAACCACAGUACAGCACACCUAUCAUAGUUCCUCUCCAUGAUGGUGAGUCUGACUCAGAAAGUGUGUCUGCUUCACCCCAGAAGAGAAGAGAUUCCCAGCCAAGGCUCAGCGCUCAAAUGGAAUGGGAGCUGAGAAGAUUGAGACAAAUACAAGAACACGAAGCUAACCUGAUUGGCUAUACCUUUGAGGAAGAGCAAGAGAGUAAACAACAGACAAUAUCCAGAGGUGAUGAUGACAGUACCUCAAGGCUGGGUGAG